Messenger RNA from Daldinia childiae, 1038 nucleotides. Its product is annotated as putative hydrolase NIT3. Gene Ontology annotation, biological process: oxaloacetate metabolic process; L-glutamine metabolic process. The transcript has a single exon. Bases 1 to 1038 code for a protein of 345 amino acids. The record is from RefSeq and is a predicted model, not a curated record. Gene Ontology annotation, cellular component: mitochondrion. Gene Ontology annotation, molecular function: omega-amidase activity. Lineage: Eukaryota; Fungi; Ascomycota; Sordariomycetes; Xylariales; Hypoxylaceae.
AUGAGAAGCUUCCUACGGACCCUACGAGUCUUCUCCAAGCUAACCACAUCUCUUCCCCGGACUCGGACUCGGACUCUAACACCUAAUUCCCUAUCCCUCGCAGCCCGCACAAUGGCCACCUCUACCGCGCCCGUCCUCAAGCAGCCUAUCAAAUUAGCCUGCAUCCAACUCGCCAGCGGUUUGGACAAGACGGCCAACCUAGCCCACGCGCGGGACAAAGUCGUCGAAGCCGCCAAAGCAGGCGCCAAACUCGUCGUAUUACCAGAAUGUUUCAACUCGCCAUACGGCACCAAUUACUUCCCACAAUACGCCGAGACCCUUCUCCCCGGCCCCCCAUCCCCCACUCAAUCCCCCUCAUACCACGCGCUCUCCGCCAUGGCCGCCGAGACCGGGGUUUUCCUCGUCGGCGGGUCGAUCCCCGAGGCGGAUCCGGACCCGAGCACGAACAAGUACUACAACACGUCGCUGGUGUUCGGGCCGGACGGGACACUCCUAGCGAGCCACCGAAAAGUGCACCUCUUCGACAUCGACAUCCCGGGGAAAAUCUCCUUCCGCGAGAGCGAGGUGCUGUUCCCGGGCAACAAGGUGACCGUGGUCGAGCUGCCCGGGUACGGCAAGAUCGCCGUCGCCAUCUGCUACGACAUCCGGUUCCCGGAGCUGGCGACGGUGGCCGCGCGCCGCGGCGCCUUCGCCCUCGUCUACCCCGGCGCCUUCAACCUGACGACGGGCCCCCUGCACUGGCGCCUGCUGGGCCAGGCCCGCGCCGUGGAUAACCAGCUGUACGUGGCGCUGUGCAGUCCGGCGCGCGACCUGCAGGCGGAGUACCACGCGUACGGACACAGCUUGGUCGUCGAUCCGAUGGCCCAGGUGCUCGUCGAGGCCCAGGAGAAAGAGGACGUCGUGUAUUGGGAGUUGGACGGCGAGAAGAUCCUCGAGACGAGGCGGAAUAUCCCGCUCGCGACGCAGCGGCGGUUCGAUGUUUAUCCGGAUAUUAAUGAGGGUAAGAUUAGUUUUGAGGAGCCGAAUCCGCCCAAGUGA